Molecule: messenger RNA, 222 nt
Organism: Aaosphaeria arxii CBS 175.79
Lineage: Eukaryota; Fungi; Ascomycota; Dothideomycetes; Pleosporales
Exons: 1
Biological process (GO): protein phosphorylation
Molecular function (GO): protein kinase activity; ATP binding
Source: RefSeq, a predicted model, not a curated record
CUAGACCUGGAGACACAUUAUUUCUAUGAAGGAAUAACGAAACUUGUUCACAUGAUGUUUUUGAGUUUUGGAGGAAUACGCAUAUCCAAGCACCUUACCAGUCAGAACGGCACGGUCGUUGCUCGACAGAUUGACUGUGCAGCUCGAGCAAUCCACAAUUAUGGUGUCUUGCACAAGGAUCUUGAGCCCCGCAACAUACUAUGGAAUGAUGAACGUAGCUAA